This is a messenger RNA of Sesamum indicum (sesame), 1187 nucleotides long. NCBI's taxonomy places the organism in Eukaryota, Viridiplantae, Streptophyta, Magnoliopsida, Lamiales, Pedaliaceae. The record is from RefSeq and is a predicted model, not a curated record.
UAGACAAUGGAGAUAAGGAAAGAUAUCCUUUUCUUUUCUUCAACUGGGACAUGUUUGCAACAUCAAGCAAACUAUGUCCUAAUCUCACCUCCUCUAUAAAUUCCUUUGAUCAAAAGGCCCCUUUUGUUUUUGUCUGAUCAAACAGAUCAAAUGUAUUGGCAGAGACAAACAAGAAGACGUUCUUUGAGAGAAUCGAUCAAAGCCGUCGAAGCUGAUGUUCAUCAAGCCAACAGUUUAGUGGCUGCACUCCCCAGAGACAUAGCUGGGGAUUCUGUCCAAAUGAAACUGUCGUUCAGCCCGUUUGCACCAUUCUUGCUCUUUCUAUUGGAAUGGAUAGAUUGUUGCUGUUUGGAUGCUGUCAUCAGUUGUUUGGGACUUUUUCACAUUCUUGUAUACAAGGUGAGCUUAUCCUCUGCUCUUACAUCAUACCCUGAAGAAAGGAAAGCCACUCUUGGGGAAUUCUAUGCUGUCAUAUACCCAAUGCUGAAGCAACUUGAGGGCAAUCUGGUGGGACUCAUGGAGGACAACCUUAAGAGGUCCCAAGUCUCUGAUGCUGUUGAGAAUAACACAAAGUCUUGUGCAGAUGCUGACAGAGACGACGAAUGUGGAAUAUGUAUGGAACUGGACUCCAAGGUUGUACUGCCUGUCUGUGGCCACUCAAUGUGCAUAAGCUGUUUCAAUGACUGGUCCGUCAGGUCCCGAUCGUGCCCUUUUUGUCGAGGCAGCUUAAAGAGAGUGACGUCGGGAGAUUUGUGGGUUCUGACGGGCAACUCUGAUGUGGUGGACGCCAUUACUCUUGCCAAGGAGAACCUAAGACGCUUCUACCUAUACAUCGACAAGUUGCCACUUGUAGCAUCGGAAGACAACUUGCUCAUGUCAUUUGCUAGGUCAGUUCUUGCAAGAGCCGGUAACAUGAAUUCGUACAUCAAACCAAUGAUUAACGUUAGCCAAGAGGGUUGAUCGUCGGCAUCCACUCGACAUACCUGAAGUCUAGUGAAGAAGACAGGAGACAUCAAAGAUUCAACUCAGCUUUUUGCAACCUGAGUAGAACUGAUGUUCUGAAUCAGCAAAUGUAGUAUGCUGGACUAUGAUGUAAUAGUUUGAUCCAGUAAAGAAACUAAUGUUACAUGCAAUGAUAGCUUGUGAUAUUGAUCUUUUCUUGGUUUUUGGCUAAGAAGAUUGUCUUA